CUGACCCUGUCCUCUCUCCGUAGUGUUGAACAGUAGUGUUGAACAGAACAAACUGACCCUGUCCUCUCUCCGUAGUGUUGAACAGAGCAAACUGACCCUGUUCUCUCUCUCCAUAGUGUUGAACAGAGCAAACUGACAGCUGUCCCAUCGGCUGUUUCCCAGGGCUAACUCGGAAUAAUCACAACAACAAAAACCGAUUACAAGGAAAUGAUUAACGGUAGACAGUUGAAUUCAACGUUGACUAUCGUAACGUUACGAAAUUGCUAGCUUGUUUCGUGUAUCCAGUUUUUUUGUUUGUUUUCUUCCGCUAGCUAGCACGAAUCGGCUAACGUUAGCUAACAAAUCUCUUCGAAACCGCGUCAAACUUGUUAGCGUCGUUAGGCAUUUUUAUAUUUUGUUGUGAAGGAAGGACUUUACAAUGGGAUCCAGAGCAUCGACAUUACUGAGAGAAGAGGAGAUUGAAGAAAUCAAAAAGGAGACAGGCUUUUCCCACAGUCAGAUCACCCGGCUCUACAGUCGCUUUACCAGCUUGGACAAAGGAGAGAACGGCACGCUCAGUCGGGAAGAUUUCCAGCGGAUCCCAGAGUUGGCUAUCAAUCCUCUGGGAGACAGAAUCAUCAAUGCCUUCUUUCCUGAGGGGGAGGACCAGGUGAACUUCAGGGGUUUCAUGAGGACCCUGGCUCACUUCCGUCCUAUAGAAGACAACGAGAAGAACAAAGAUCCCACUGCCUCUGAACCUCUCAACAGCAGGACCAAUAAGCUGCUCUUUGCUUUCCAGCUGUAUGACCUGGACAGAGAUGAUAAGAUCUCCCGGGAUGAGCUGCUACAGGUUCUCAGGAUGAUGGUUGGUGUGAACAUCUCUGACGAGCAGCUGGGCAGCAUCGCUGAUAGGACCAUCCAGGAGGCCGACCAGAACGGAGACAACUCCAUUUCCUUCAAUGAGUUCAUCAAGGUUCUGGAGAAGGUAGAUGUUGAACAGAAGAUGAGCAUACGCUUCCUGCACUGAGACACUGAAUGGCUGCACUUCCUGACAGGACUGUCUCUCUGAUUGGCUGGACCUUUUACUACCACCACCACCAUGCCCGCUGGAACAAGACCGAAGCUGUGUCUCCCUCUCUCUCUGACCCCUCCCUCUAUCUCUGACCUCCUCCUCCACCAUACAGUACUAUGCUACAUCUCUGACCCCUCCCUCUCACUCUGACCCCUCCCUCUAUCUCUGACCCCUCCUCUCCAUACAAUACUAUGCUACAUCUCUGACCCCUCCCUCUCUCUCUGACCCCUCCCUCUAUCUCUGACCCCUCCUCUUCAUACAGUACUAUGCUACAUCUCUGACCCCUCCCUCUCACUCUGACCCCUCCCUCUAUCUCUGACCCCUCCUCUCCAUACAAUACUAUGCUACAUCUCUGACCCCUCCCUCUCACUCUGACCCCUCCCUCUAUCUCUGACCCCUCCUCUUCAUACAGUACUAUGCUACAUCUCUGACCCCCCCCUCCUCCACCAUACAGUAAGUACUAUGCUAUAUCUAUCUCUGACCCCUCUCUCUCUGACCCCCCUCCUCUCCAUACAGUUCUAUGCUACAUCUCUGACCCCCCCCUCCUCCUCCAUACAGUACUAUGCUAUAUCUCUCUCUGACCCCUCUCUCUCUGACCCCCCCUCCUCCACCAUACAGUACUAUGCUAUAUCUCUGACCCCUCUCUCUCUGACCCCCCUCCUCCACCAUACAGUACUAUGCUAUAUCUCUGACCCCUCUCUCUCUGACCCCCCCUCCUCCACCAUACAGUACUAUGCUAUAUCUCUGACCCCUCUCUCUCUCUCUGACCCCUCACUAUCUCUGACCCCUCACUAUCUCUGACCCCUCUCUCUCUGACCCCCCCUCCUCCUCCAUACAGUACUAUGCUAUAUCUCUGACCCCUCCCUCUCUCUCUGACCCCUCCCUCUAUCUCUGACCCCUCCCUCUAUCUCUGACCCCUCACUAUCUCUGACCCCUCUCUCUCUGACCCCCCCUCCUCCUCCAUACAGUACUAUGCUAUAUCUCUGACCCCUCCCUCUCUCUCUGACCCUCUCUCUCUCUCUCUCUCUCUCUCUCUCUCUCUCUCUCUCUCUCUCUCUGACCCCUCUCUCUGACCCCCUCCUCCUCCGUACAGUACUAUGCUCUUUCUCUGACCAAGGAUUUGUUAGAUAAGGUUAUAGUUUGUAUUAUUUAGUCUCUUGUCUGUUCUGCCUUGCACCGCUCUGUAAACUAAAGGGAAUACUUGCGUGCCUUGGGUUGUUUUAUGUUGUUGUCACCUCUACGGCUUCUCUCAGACGUUUGGUUUGGUCUCAAUGGUUUAGACCAUUCAAUGUUGAAAAUAGACUUGUGUUUAUUAGCAAGGCUCUGAGUUAUACCACCUUUUUUAAACCUAGACUUUUAAACCUAAACCUGUUUGUUAGAUGUCGUUCCAUGUAAUGGUAAAGUAUGUCUUUGUUAUUGUGAUGUAUUGUUAGCCAGGGCAGAAUUGAAAUUCUGCCUCUUUUAUUUAAGCAAACUUAUCAAUUCCAUGAUGAGGAAACAUGUUGCUGUUUUCUUUGUCAGUAUGAAUACACAGAUAUAUGACAUUUCACUCCAGUGACGUGCAUGGCGUUGUUAACGCUAACAAGAAUCGAUGUCCCUUCUUCUUCACUGAGCUACGACUUGUUUUUCUAAAACAAGGCUACUUCCUAAAUGGCACUCUAUUCCUUAUAUGGAGAAUUCAUUUUGACUGGGGGCUAUAGGAUUCCCAUAGGGCUCUGGUCGACAGGAGUGCACUAUGUAGGGAAUAGGGCUCUGGUCGACAGGAGUGCACUAUGUAGGGAAUAGGGCUCUGGUCGACAGGAGUGCGCUAUGUAGGGAAUAGGGCUCUGGUCGACAGGAGUGCACUAUGUAGGGAAUAGGGCUCUGGUUGACAGGAGUGCGCUAUGUAGGGAAUAGGGUGCCAUUUGGGACAGUACCCUGAACUGCCUCUGGCAAUUGGAGCUUGGCGUCUCUCACUAUUAAUAUACACAGACUCAAUUUAUUAUUAUUUUAUUUUUUAUUAUUAUUUUCGGUUCAUCAUGUUUUUGGCUCCCAUCUGUCAAUAUCAUACGGGUCAAAUGGGAACCAAAUGAUCAAGUUUUUAUUUGUCUUACGGGUGAACCUACCUAACUACUGCCAGUGACCUGGUCAUUUCCCAAAUAGCACCCUAUUCUCUAUAUAUAGUGUACAACUUUAGACCAGAGCCCUAUGGGUCUCAUAUCCCUCUAAUCCUGGGAAUACGGUGCCAUUUGGAACGAUCUUCAUUUUGGACUGUAUCAGACAUAGCCCUGACCCUCUCUGGUCUCAUGACUGUAUGGUGCAGAGGCUCAGGACCAGUAUAUUUACACACACACACACCGGUCUGUCCAUGAUCAAUAGAAGAUUAAGAGUCAUUGUGAAUCAACCUAGAUAUAUUGUAGCCUUGAAUUAAUAACAUAUACACUGUACAAUGUUUUUAAUUGUUUUGAUUAUCAUCAGGUUAGUUCCAGGUACUUCUGAUGGAGAGGUAUUGGGGGGGGGGAGCAUUAGAUUUUUUUUUCUGUUGUAUGCUUAUGUAUUUCAACCAGUAAAAUGUUAAUAUAUUAGAGUACAUUAAGCUCUGUGUUUGUGGGUCUGUCUUUUUAAAUUAUAAUGUUAUAGGUUCACCAGCUGCUCCUUGAUGCUGGAAGUAGAUAUUUUAUUUUUCAUCCGUUUUAGUUUUAUUAAUCAAAAAUGUGAUCAUCAGUCAAAUGUACUAUAAAUAUAUAUAUUUUAUCUUGUGAAAUGUUAGGACAAAAUUGUAAAAAUGGUUUUAUUGAUUUGAUUGAAAUGAAACAUAAGUACCAUGCUUGCUCAAAAUGAAAUGUUAUGUUUGUUUCA
Salmo salar (Atlantic salmon) is the source of this 3889-nucleotide messenger RNA. RefSeq names its product calcineurin B homologous protein 1. Lineage: Eukaryota; Metazoa; Chordata; Actinopteri; Salmoniformes; Salmonidae. The record is from RefSeq and is a predicted model, not a curated record. Gene Ontology annotation, molecular function: calcium ion binding.